UGCAGUUCUUACUGAUACUAAAAUCGUCUCACUUUUGACUAGUGGGAGCCCCUCUAUGUUGGCUCCUGAUUUUUUUUAUGUGAUUCACCUGCUUUGACAGCUUUCCUGCUUUUUACAUGUUAAGGUAUUCUAGGCUAGUGAUUCUCAAAGUGUGAUCUGAGGCUGCCUGGGGGUUCCUGAGACCCUAUAAAGGGAUCCAUGAAGCCAAAACAAUUUUCAUAAUAGGACUAAGAUAUUAUUUACCUCUUUUACUCUCAUUUUCUCACAUGUGUAUACUGGAGUUUUCUAGAGACCACUGGUUGACUAUGGAAAUGUGUGUGUAUAUUUUUGUGUUUUCUAGAAUUUUCUAAGAUAAGCUCUUUGGAGUCUUCAAUAAUUUCUUAAAAUAUAAAGGGGUCCUAGGAUCAGAAAACUUAAGAACUAUUGUUCUAGGAUCCUCUUUACAUUUCUUACCACGUUCACAGGCUCACUGGUGCCUUUAUAAAUUAGCUUCCUUUUUUUUUCAGCUUUAUUUUUAUGUGUGAGUGAUCUGCCCCAAGUAGCAAAACCAGAAUUUGAAUGUAGAUGUUUAUGCAGUAUUUCCGUCCAUAAAAUAGAAUCACUGCUGUCCAAAAAUUUAUGAUUAAUUAAUGCUUAGAAGCUGUAAACACUGCAUGCUAUGCUAGACGUGUACAUUUUAGGGGCCACCAAGUAAAAUUAGCUGUUCUUUUUCUCAAGUGGAAUGGCCGUCCAAAAGGGAAAAACAGAUGUUGAGACAGGAUGAGUGGUUGCUAUAGCUCCAUGGUAUAAUGAGAAACAAUGCAUUGAAUAGUUGUUUUUCUGGUCACAGUAGGGAAAUUCAAGAUGCAGCAGUAACACAUUAGAGUGUUAACUUUUGAAGAUUUCAGCCAUCCGGAGAAAAGCCUACUUGGCAUGUGGAAUUCACUAGUUCAUGCGUUUCCCACUUAUUUCUGAACCCAAGAUCCAAAUGACUGCUUGACCAUGUAGCUCAGAAAUACUUUUUCAUCUUGCAGUUAAUUGAACCAAAUCCUGCAAGAAAGCAUCCUGCAGUUUUCAAAGCUGAAUAAUAGUGCCUGGGAUUCUCAUUUUCCCCUCACUGAAUAGUAUACAUAUAUCUAAAAGAUGGUUACUUAAAACCACUGGAUUUCAUGGUUCUCGGUCCUCAGGGGGAUCUUUAUUUUGUUUCACUCUGUUGAGCUAAACUUGGUAACUUGUCCUUUGUUCGCCAUUGCCAAUAACUGUAGCUUCUCUUCAGUACUGAACAUUAUAACUCACUUCCCAGGCACAUGGAAGAGUUUCCACCAGAAGAAAAAGACGUGUGCUUUCAAACCAAAUGGGCUUGGCUUUCUGAAAUCAGCAGCCUUACGUAAUGGACUUGAGUAUUUACAAAUGUAAGAAACACCUGACAACCUCAGGUCCAUCUGGAAAAGUGUCAUCAUAUAGGAAGCUUGGAUCAGAGCCCACAUCACCACUCAGGUGCUUCAUAAUUACUUUGUGGUUCAGUGUGGGAGUGAGGCAAAGGAUAUGUCAAGGGUUUCAGAGCUCUUAGUAAAAGAUAGAUAUCUUUGUCAGAGUAGAUAUUAAAUACUAAAUAAGUCUGCGUUUAUGAGCAAAUUUAUUUUUCACUGGAGCCUUGUUCUUUUUCUCAACAUUAAGUGUGUCACAGUGAAACGAUUUAAAUAUGUGCUUCAGGUGACUUGUUGCAUUUAGAUUUAUGUAUUUGGAAAGUCAGAUGCCUGGGCUUUUCUAGCAAGCCAGCUCAUGUUUUAGAAUACAUGGAAGUCAGUAUGGAGUGGAAGGGUAGUCUUUCAUGAGGAUGGCGCUACAGUUGGUCAUGUCGAAUUUUAUUUUCUUUCGUGUCACUGACCAAACCGCAAAAAAAAAAAAAAAAAAAAAGUUUCAUGUUAAAUUCACUAAACAGACCGACUUUGCGUGGAAAGCAUGCAGUGUAUAAUGAUGUGAGCCUUGAACUUAUGGCUGGGGAAUGCCAGGAAUCUGGUGUUCUGGUGUCACUGAGGAAAAUGACCCCGCCUCUUUGUGCCUUGGCUUCCUGUUGAGAAAGUUCUGCUCUUCAUAAGAGCUCUGAAGGAUUAGGAGGAAGGUGCUUUAUGUGUGGAUUUUUCCAUAAAAUGCAGUCCUAACUGAAAGGCCGGGUUAAAGAAAACUCGCUGUGCGCCCUCCUCAACUGUUCCGCAAUGAGUGCCAAGUCUGCCAUCAGCAAGGAAAUUUUUGCACCUCUUGAUGAAAGGAUGCUGGGAGCUGUCCAAGUCAAGAGGAGGACAAAGAAAAAGAUUCCUUUCUUGGCAACUGGGGGUCAAGGCGAAUAUUUAACAUAUAUCUGCCUGUCAGUGACAAACAAGAAACCCACACAGGCGUCCAUCACGAAGGUCAAACAGUUUGAAGGCUCCACGUCAUUCGUGCGGAGGUCACAGUGGAUGCUUGAGCAGCUUCGCCAGGUUAAUGGCAUCGAUCCUAAUCGGGAUUCUGCAGAAUUUGAUCUGUUGUUUGAAAACGCAUUUGACCAAUGGGUGGCCAGCACAGCUUCAGAAAAAUGCACCUUCUUCCAGAUCCUCCACCAUACCUGCCAGAGGUACCUCACGGACAGGAAGCCCGAGUUUAUUAACUGCCAGUCCAAACUCAUGGGAGGAAACAGCAUCCUCCAUUCGGCAGCCGAUAGCGUGACCAGCGCCGUACAGAAAGCGAGCCAGGCCUUGAACGAGCGUGGGGAGCGGUUAGGCCGAGCAGAGGAGAAGACGGAAGACAUGAAGAACAGCGCCCAGCAGUUUGCGGAAACUGCACACAAGCUCGCCAUGAAGCACAAAUGUUGAGAAGCUGCCUAUCUGGGUGAUGACCCUCUUAAGAGAAAUGGAAGAGCUCAGCGGUUUUUACAAGAAUUCCGGACCUCUGCUUGCUUCUUUUUUUCCAAUAUAUGGACUUAAGUUUUUUUGCUUUGCCUUUUCAGAUGUUAAUAUGAAAGAAUAGAUGUUGUGCUGAUACAUUUCACUAAUGAUUGUGCUAAGAAAGGCUGCAGCAGGCAUCAGCUUCAUUUGGUUUUUGUUUUUCUCCACUGUGUGUAUAUAUGUCUUUAGGUGUGUUUUCUCUUUUUUUGUUUUAAGGUGGGUUUUUUUUUUUUUUGGUAGUUUGAAUAUAAAAUUAGGACCAAAUGAUAUCCAGAGUUGGGUCUAAACUGACAACAUGUAUUCUUUUUUUCUUGAUAUUAAGGCAGAGAGGUGUGCCUGGCUGGCUCAGUUGGUAGAGCGUGCAACUCUUGAUCUCGGGGUCAUGAGUUCAAGCCCCACAUUAGGUGUAGAGCUUACUUGAAAAAAAAUUGUGAUAUUAAGCCAGAAGACCUUUUAAUAUGGUAACAUGAGAUAUUAUUGUUCCUAGAUGGAAAUCAGAGUCAAGCAGUGAUUGGUCUCUCCGUCUCCUAGCCGCUCUUAAAUUUGAAGGUUAAGAUUCUAUAUCUUGAAACAGAAGUCUGUAUUAUGGGAAACAUUUGGAUUUAUCGGGGGAAACAGCAGUCUUAGAUUUUGCUUUUUAUGUAGUAAUUUCUUGCAUGAGCCAUCACCAGCACUCAAAAAAACCAAAUCAGAAUGACAGAAAUCUACUUUCUGAGCUACAGUUUAGGUAUUUCUAGUACUUGUUUCCAGGCUGAUUAUUUGCAAUUAUCAUAUGAAGGGUAAAAAUUUGACAUUAAAGGCCUAAGGAAAACCCUAUUUAAAAACUUCUGUACAUUCAUAGAUGUCUCUUUCUUUUGUCAUUGUCCCAAAUUACGGCAGCCAGUAUUGAAAAGAGCUUGGAUUUUUAUCAAGAAUGGAUUUGUCCAGAUAAAGGUCCGUGUAAAUGAUAACGUGAAAAGAUACUACAUUUAAAAUCUCUUUUCUUUUUACAAAGUCAUGCCAAUUUUAGAAACACCCUCACAAUAUCCUUGGGAAAUGGCCUUCAGUUUCAUGGUAUCUGAUUUUUGGAGGUUUUGAUGUUGUUAUUGCUAUCUAUUUAUUUAAUGUAAUUUAAAGUGUGGGUGUCUUGACAAAUUGUAUUUCAUGGCAAUUGCAACUUGCCUGGUCUGACAUAAAACAUGAUCAUGAAGGCUUUACACUGCAGUCAGAUUGAAUAAAGUUGGUUCACACACCUCCUGAUUUUGUAUUACUCCAGGGAGUGCUGGGUUUAGAGUCUGGGAGUUUUGUUUCUUUAAGGGUUUAAUGUUAAAUAUAAAAGUUGUGUUUUGUCUUCAUGAAACAAGGAAGCAAGCACACCCCAGACACAGUCCCAGCCUCCCACUGCAAGGGCAUUGAUUUUUAAGCUGCCUGAAUCUUCAGGAUCCCUUUCUGUUCCUUUCUACCCAUUGAGCCGAUUGAGUCUAUGUAUAUUGUAGCCUCUUACACAGCAGCAGAAGAUGACUUUGGAAUUAUUUAUGCUGAUUUAAAUAGCUUAAGUUCUCCUGAUAAAGCAUUCCUGGGAGACAAAGUUGGGCUUUGGGGGCAAAAAAAAUUUAUCUUAGACUGUAUGUGUCAAAAGGGAGAUGGGAUUUGCCAGACACAAAUUUCUGAAUCCUCUUAGGAAGAUGAUCCAGUUCAAGAAAAUUCUCUGUAAAAUUAAUAUGGUAAACUACAUAAGUUUAGUACAAGUUUUGUGCUUUUCUUCCAGUGUCUAAAAAGUUCAAAGAAGCCAGGAACUUUCUAUCUGAUGAGCACCAUUUAUAAUUUCUAAGAAAAGCCCAACGAAUCACUCCAAACAGGUUUUGUUUGCAGACCUCAGCUCAGGAAACACACUACACACAGAUCUAUUCAUCUUCCAAAGUUGGAGUCUAGCUAGCUAGUUGGUAUAAAUAACUGAAAGGGUAAAUCUAAAACCUCCUGACAAUUGGCCAAACUCAAAAAUAAAUUUGUUGCCAAGAAUCUAACAAGAGUGUUUGCAGAGCUGCUUCUAAAGGAGCAGAGGAUGAGGUCAUAAGCAUACUGUGAAAUCUGAGAUUCUUCCUCCCCGGUAGAAUUAUGAUAGCCACUCUUCCUAAAUGUAGGUAUUCCACAUCGCACCCUCCAGCUUCACUCCCUGUUUAUCCUUUUAGACUUCAGCCUUGCCGGAAAUAGCUUGGAUUAGAACGCCUAUCUGGGUCUUUAUUAGCUUCCCCUAUUGAUUUGCUUCCAGGCCGUGGCCAUGCCCUUGACCUCCCUGGGUCAAAGCCCUACCUAGGCCUCCACCUUACGAGAGGCCAGGACCACAAUCCCCUGUCUUUCCUCUACCUCCUGACCUCUGUCAGAGCUGCCCUGUGAUGACACAUGUGAAGUGCUUCGCUAUCCUCUUGUAGAAGGUGCUGCAAUACAAAAUAUUAAUACAGUCUAGCCUAGAGAAAAUUGCUAAUUCGUCACGUUGUUUGGGACCAGUUUGUUGGGUUGAGCUGCUAGAAGACCGUUUGUUUCAUUUCUGCACUCCAUUUUGGGACACUUUCUUUCUGUGAAGGAGUUCUUCAAUUGUACUGACAACACAUAAAGAAAAGCUCCCCAGUAUUACUGCUUCUUCCUGGAACAUAGCUGUAGUUUUCUUCACUAGUAUUAGAUAUCUGUAUGCAGGAUGCAUCCAGUUGUUCAGGUUAAUGUUUCAUAUUAAAGAAUGUAUUUGUAAAAUGUAACAAGAUCAGUAGUGAACUUUUUUUAAGCUCUGAAAAAAUAAAAGAUUGUGUUAGACUUAAAAUUACAGUGAAAUCUGUCUUAAUACUUUUGUGGCUAACAAAGGUUGUGAAUUUAUGUAAAAAUAUUUACAGAAUGCCCUAAAUAAGGGAUAAUAAAGAUAGGUUUUGCUUUUCAGUUUUUAGAAUCGUAACACCGCGGCUGUCUGUUGUGCAGUUAUUAAUUCUUCAGAAGUUUCUCUAGGAUGUCAAAUAUAAUUUUUGUUUCUUUCAGAGACAAAUAACACCUGCUCUAUGAUUCACGAUUACAGUAAGCUCUCAUUUUGUCAUUAAAUAUUUUAACUCUGUGAUGAAAGUUUGUUUUUCUCAAUUAUUUGUCAAAUCUAUAAAACACAACCAAAUAGGCAGGCAUCAUCAUGCAUUCUAUGCUGUGGGGAAGAUCCUGUGGGCCUACGGAAGGCUAAUUCUAAUUCUAGCUCUACCAUAAUGGUAGCGUUUCCUUAUAUAUGUUCUAAAGGUAAAACCUGAAAUGUGUAAAAGUCAAAAGAGCUAACCUUACUUUAGACCAUUAGCUUCUAUCCAGCAAGAGUCUUUGGUUUUUUUUUUUCUUCUCACGGGCAAAGGAAUUAAGCCAAUGAACAAUUACCUUUCUGCUGAUCCUGGUGAUGUUCUCAACUCAGAUACUCAUUUACAGCCUGGGCCCUCAUUCAGCAGACUAGUUUCAUGCCCUGUUAAAUUGGAAAGAAGACUUGAUCCAAUUAUGUCGAUUUACUCUUAUAAAUACCGCAUCACCCACUUGUUUUCAAGGGAAGUGACUUGGGUGACGCUGUACAGAGCAGCCCUCUGGGUUGGCAUGGACAGGUGCUAAAGCAGGCAGGACUUUGAAGUGUUUCCUGGAUGGAAGGGCAAGACUGCAGUCUCUACUUUUCAGAGAAGACAGGACAGAGAGAUGGCUUGGCUGGAUGAGGAAAGCAGCCUUAAUUAUGUAGUUAAAGGCCCCAAUUCUUGCAAACUCAUUAUAAGCCCAUUGCUUUGCAAUAGUGAUCUUUUUUCUUAAUAUAAUUUGUAUUUGCUGGCAAUUCCACCACCAUUAAUUCUCAAUUUGAGGGGAGGAUGAAUAUGGUAAGCUUUUUUUAAUCUAAAAAAUAAUACUAAAAAGAUAAAAAAUCUAAUGGUGCCCUCCCCCUGACUGUGAGUGAGGACAUGCUUAGGAAAAACUAUUGACCCAUCAUGAUCAUCAUCUGCCUAAAGAAGCAGAUUGAGGGCGGGGAGUGAGGGAGGCAGAGAGAAGAAGAGUGGGGGGAAAAAAGUACCAAAAACAAAUUUCAAACAGAGAUGCAAAUGUUUGAGUGUUAUUUCUGUUGAUAUCCAUUCUGGGUGCCUGGCAGAGGUGGGCCUGGGUGGUACCUUGAUGGACGUUUGCACAUUCCACAUAUGCAUGCUCACAACUGACAGCAAGAAAAGAGGCUGUGCUCCUAUGUGCCCCUGAAAUCACUCCCACUUUCUUGCCCUUCUGGACUGGUGAGGUAGGUGCCAGUAUUUCCCAGGUCAACAAAACCAGAAAAUGCCUCAGGUGGGCCAUUGUCAGUGUAUGAGAUGUAAAGACUUAAGAGACAUGGAAAAAGAACAGAUCUCUGCCCCCCCCCCCCACAAGACAGAUCUCACUUAUUCUAUAAAUGUGAAUGUACUAACAGCCCUAUUGUAACAAGAUGGGGCAAACUAUGGAUUUUCCUUUGAUUUUCUUUUUGAACAUCCAGGAAUUACCAUACAAAGUGAUUUUGCAUAGCCAGAGCCAGCCUGACACAAAAAUUCGGCUUCAUUUUUACCUCCUACCAACCUCUCUCCCUUCCAUGCCCUUCACCUUGCUGUCCCUUUUUAAAUCCUGCUUCAGCUAACUAUUCCUCUGCCGUAAAGUGCUGGCUCACGGUGGCUUAGGGCAGUCUCCCCCCGGGCUGCCUCACUGUCACCUGGGAAGCCACUAGAAAUGCACACAUUUUACUCCCAAACUUGCCCUCUUGGUGUCCCUGGCCAUCUUGUGUUUUGCAAAGAAAAGCGAAACUACCUCAGAAGGCUUCGGAUGACGGCACCUGGCUUCCCCAGAUGCUUAAUGGGUUUAAACCAGCAAAUUAAAGCUGUCAAGGAAAUUAAAUGUACUAUGCAUUUCAGCUCAAUUACUGCUAUAAUGUAACCUCCUGCCUUGACUCCCAUUAUAUUUUCUCCCUGGAGCCUCGUCUGGAGCCUCAGGAUUUCCUGAGUCACGUUUUCACUUCCCAGCCCUGAAGUUUCGUGCCACAUUUUCUUCCUUCUGCUGAUGAGUCAUGGUCUUCAGGAGGGCUGCCUCAGUGGCACAUGCCACUGCUGGAUGUAGGCUGGUGAGGCAACACUGUCCUACCUCCCUCGGUUCCACGGGAACCAGUGUACAGAACUAAGGGAUUCUGAGUUGGCUGCUGCUGUGUAUUGCCACUGCUCUCGCAUUUUGUCUUUUAGACAUAUUAUAUGCCAGUGAUUCUCAGGUGGAGUGAAGGCUUUUUUUUUUUUAAUAGAACACAUGUUUGGGUUUUUUUUUCCUUAUCUUUGUGUGUUCAACCAGCCCGAGGAUGGCUAUUUAAAUGGAGCCUGGCCCCAUCACACAUCCAUAUUUAGAUGUGUCAGGAAUCACCAAUCCUGCAAGUCCCUGGUGUCCCUUGUCAACAUUAGAUAUGAACCUUUGUCCUAUGAUAUUGUAUCCCAAUUUCUUUGCCACUCACUGUCAGAUGACAUAGAAAAAAGAAAAUGGACCCCAUAAAUUCGUAGCUUUAUCCAGAGAUCUAAAACAUGGCUUGGAUGAUUCACAAUUUCUAAAGACAAUUCCCGUUACAUACUCUGACCAUGAGCACCAAAUGCUCUGUGUAAUUCUAACACCACAUUCUUGGUGAUUAAAACCUGAAGCUUUCUGUUAGUUUUCCUUAAAAUGAAUCCUUUCUUUUACUACCCUAGGAAGGAAAAUCUGGUUCCUACUAUUGAACAUACUUUUUACUCAUACCACAGUAGCUUCCUUUGGGCAGUGUUUUACACCUGGAAUUAUAGGGGUACCUGACUGCUCAGUUAAGCGUCAGACUUCAGCUCACAGUUCAUGGGUUCAAGCCCCGCACAGGGUUCUGUGCUGAGAGCACGGAACCUGGAGCCUGUUCCAAAUUAUAGUGGCCAAUACAAGUAGGCACAUAUAGAUUGGUCUGAAGCUUUCCAGUAUUGAAGGAGCCUCAGCAUUUGACAGAAACAGGGAAAAAAGAAUGUGUGAAUCAUGCCCACCGCACACCCCCGGGGGG
This is a messenger RNA of Acinonyx jubatus (cheetah), 8931 nucleotides long. RefSeq names its product syntaxin binding protein 6 (gene STXBP6). Gene Ontology annotation, biological process: exocytosis; regulation of SNARE complex assembly; Golgi to plasma membrane transport. Gene Ontology annotation, cellular component: exocyst; plasma membrane. The transcript is spliced from 6 exons. The record is from RefSeq and is a predicted model, not a curated record. Gene Ontology annotation, molecular function: phosphatidylinositol-4,5-bisphosphate binding. The coding region runs from base 2196 to 2828 and encodes 210 amino acids. NCBI's taxonomy places the organism in Eukaryota, Metazoa, Chordata, Mammalia, Carnivora, Felidae.